GGAGAGCGGCGGCGGCGGUCGGCGAGGCGGCAGCGACAUGCAGCGGCGCGGUGGCUCGAGUACCGCGGUCGUGCUCCUGCUCCUGGUGGCGGCACUGAUCGAUGGCUCGGACGCCAAUCCCUACGCCAAACGGCUGUACGAUGACCUGCUAAGCAACUACAACCGGCUCAUCCGACCCGUGGGAAACAACACCGAGAAACUCACCGUCUGGCUCAAACUCAAACUCUCGCAGCUCAUCGAUGUGAACCUGAAGAAUCAGAUUAUGACGACCAACGUCUGGGUCCAACAGAAAUGGUUCGACUACAAGCUCAGCUGGAACCCGGCCGAUUACGGAGGAGUGGACAAGCUGUACGUGCCGUCCGAGCACAUCUGGCUUCCCGACAUCGUCCUCUUCAACAACGCUGACGGCAACUACGAGGUGACGCUGAUGACCAAGGCGACGUUGCGCCACGACGGCCAGGUGGUCUGGAAGCCGCCGGCCAUCUACAAGUCCUCUUGCGAGAUCGACGUGGAGUGGUUCCCCUUCGACGAGCAGAGCUGCGUCAUGAAGUUCGGCAGCUGGACCUACGACGGCUUCCAGGUGGACCUGAAGCACAUGGAGCAGAAGUCGGGCAGCAAUAUCGUUGACAUCGGGAUCGACCUCACCGAGUACUACAUGAGUGUCGAGUGGGACAUCCUCGAGAUCCCGGCCAAGCGGAACGAGGAGCUGUACGUGCAGACGCCGUAUCCAGACAUCACAUUCAACCUGACAAUGCGGCGGAAGACGCUCUUCUACACGGUGAACCUCAUCAUCCCCUGCGUGGGCAUCUCUUUCCUGACCAUCCUGGUGUUCUACCUGCCGUCCGACUCGGGCGAGAAGGUCACCCUGUGCAUCUCGAUCCUGCUGUCGCUGACCGUGUUCUUCCUACUGCUGGCUGAGAUCAUCCCUCCGACGUCUCUGGCGGUGCCGCUGCUCGGCAAGUACCUGCUCUUCACCAUGGUGCUGGUGACGCUGUCCAUCUGCGUCACUGUCGGCGUGCUCAACGUCCACUUCAGGUCCCCAGCGACUCAUAAGAUGGCGCCGUGGGUGCGGCGUAUCUUCCUGUACCUGAUGCCGCGCCUUUUGCUGAUGAGGAGGCCUCUGUACGGUCCGCGCCGGCAGAGUUUCGACCCCAAGACGCACCUGCAUGACCACGUGUGCACCGCCGGUGCCGAGUAUAUGUCCGGGGACACGUUCCGGGACCCGUACGCAGAUGACUCCACGCCGUCUGCGUUUAAACUGAACGGUGGUUGUGGUGCACAAAAUUCAGAUAUAUUCGGGUGCACCAGCGAGGAGCCCCAAUACCCUCCGGAGGUACAGCGGGCGCUGGAGGGCGUCCAGUUCAUCGCCCGACAUAUCAAGGAAGAAGAUAAAACCAACGAGGCUCGCGAAGAGUGGAAGUACGCCGCGCUCGUGCUGGACCGUCUCUUCCUGCUCCUCUUCCUGACCUCCAACAUUGCCGGCACGGCACUCAUUUUCCUGCGCGCCCCGUCCCUGUACGACUAUAGCCGGCCCAUAGACAUCGACCAUAGUACCAUCGGCAUCUAUGCGCCGUCGCCGGGCGAGCCGGAGGAUGUGGGCAUGUAUAACAUUGGCCCGUAGUGGCGCCGGCGGGCGCCGGCCGCCCACCCGCGAUCAUCCAGGACUGGAAGUACGUGGCCAUGGUGCUCGACCGGCUCUUCCUGUGGCUGUUCACUCUGGCGUGCGUGCUCGGCACGGUGGCCAUCAUAUUCCAGGCGCCCUCUCUGUACGACACGCGGGACGCCAUCGACUCGCAGUACUCCAAUAUCAAGGUGCCCACCACCGACCCCAGCUACGGCGGCUGAGCGGCUGGGCUGCUGAGCGUCUGACCGGCUGGGCUGCUGAGCGGCUGACUGGCUGGGCUGCUGGGCGUCUGAGCGGCUGGACGGCUGGACGGCUGGCUGAGCAGUGCUGACCGCAGCUUCCAGUGUCACUAACCCCACCACCCGGCAGUGAGCCGUGAAACGAGAAGACCCGGCCGGCACCAGUCAGCAGUCAGUCAGCGGUGGCAGCUUAGUCAGCGGGCGUCAGCGGUCAGCAGCGACGGACGCUCAGCGCCGGCCGUCAACAGUCAGCAGGUCACCGGCAGGGGGCAGCACUGCUGCCGCCGCGGCCGACUCCGGGCGACUGAACGGCGACAGGCCGUUACCGGCUGGUGGGGCGCCUGCUGUAUCACAGAGCAGCGUCUCCCGGGUCCACCUCCCCUCUCAGAAUCUCUAACCGGUCACUGGACGCUCCAAUGUAUGACGGCAGCGGUCCCCGCAGUCGGUCUGUGUGGGGUUAUCACCGUUCGGUGACUGUUGGCAAGUAGAGUGCAUGGGCAUCGUGCAUAGGUGGCCGGAAAGUGUAGCGAUGGGCGGAUUAAUCUCAAUGUGGGUCAGUGUGGAUCAAUAUUAGGCGAUUGGAAUCACAUGCUCGUAGUUUGCGGUUAACCUGUUUCUUUAUCUUUUCGGUGAAAACUAAGCAGGUCGUGUAAUCUUUUCGAAUGCUGACUUUCCAUAUUAAAAAGUAAGUUAUGAGAAGAUGAACGCCCAUCUUUUCGCCCAUGACAUCUUUUUCAUGUAGGCCGAUUUAACCUCAGCCCGUUUCGUAGCAGCUUUCGCUAGUUUUCUGAAAGUCAAAGUGAGAGCCAAAGUGAGAAUCAAAUUAAAAACAUGGCGACGCAAUGUGUGUGUAAAUGUACCUACAAUCUACAUGUAAUGUGCAUACGUGCGUAAGUGAUAUCUGUCCCAGAGACCAGACGGUGAGGGAUGUGCUCUAAGGUGCUUCCUUUAUGCUCUGAUAAAUAUCCAACCAGUUAUGAAUUCAAUUGUAGCUAUCGUGCUGGUUUCCAUGUUGGCACUAAUAUAAGCAAAAAUCAAUUAUAUGAAGAUGUAAAGCCAAACACAGUGUGAUUCACUUUCGAUUUAUGCAAUGUGCUAUUUCAAUGUAGGCAGUCUAUGUAUAACACUAUGUUCCUGUACAUAUGCGUGGAUUAGUUCUCUCUGGUUUCUGUGCAUCAUGUAAGCAAUCCUCUAGACCGUAGUAAACUGUAAAUAUGUCGGAGAAAUGUGAGAAUUGUACAUAGCUACGCUGCAACCAUGGUGUGUGACAGUGCUGUUGAAAUGAUAACCAAGUGAUCGUGCUUCGCCGCACUGUUUGACCGUGCUUCGCUGCAACCAGUGACAUAUGCGACAGCUUUCUAUACAGGUGCCAAGUGUGUACCGUGCCAAGAUAUUUAUCAAUUGUUAAAUCAGUUUGUUGAUUGUUGAAUCCCGUGAUGCUGAUCUUCGUUUAGAUUGAGGUUACCUAGAUUUUGUAUGACGCGUUUAAUACGUGACCUGUGUGAUGUCAACCUCUUGCUUCGUCUGGACACCUGAACUAUCAUCUUAACGGCGUUUCUAAGAAAAUGACAGAAAGAUCACAUCUGUUUUUAGCGUGGAUUACGUUAUCGUGAUGGAUGAUCAUAAACUUUAUGAGCUUAA
Messenger RNA from Amphibalanus amphitrite, 3504 nucleotides. Its product is annotated as acetylcholine receptor subunit beta-like 2. Bases 38 to 1621 code for a protein of 527 amino acids. The record is from RefSeq and is a predicted model, not a curated record. Gene Ontology annotation, biological process: signal transduction; chemical synaptic transmission; monoatomic ion transmembrane transport. The transcript has 12 exons. Gene Ontology annotation, molecular function: acetylcholine-gated monoatomic cation-selective channel activity; transmembrane signaling receptor activity. Gene Ontology annotation, cellular component: synapse; neuron projection; postsynaptic membrane. Lineage: Eukaryota; Metazoa; Arthropoda; Thecostraca; Balanomorpha; Balanidae.